AUGGCGACCACCACCGUCACCGUCACCAAGGGGCGGUCCAAGAAUGACAACCUUCCCCCCGAGAACGAGCGCUUCCUACGGUGCUGUGCCGAUGUCGCCAACGCCCUGAUCGAGGAUCACGAGGCUAUCAGGGACCCCAAGAAUCCGCCAAAGGACCUCAAUCUCAACUCCUUGCGCAACAAGUUUUCGAGGAAGCACAAGCUCGCCAACAUCCCGCCCCUCACGGCGAUUAUUGCGGCCAUCCCUGAGCACUACAAAAAGUACAUUUUACCGAAGCUCAUUGCGAAGCCAAUCCGUUUAUCGGCAUCAGCAGAAGCGCCUUCGCAGCAACCGUCGUCUCAUGCUGCAUUCUUGCUGCAUCGAUUGUGA
This is a messenger RNA of Colletotrichum orchidophilum, 369 nucleotides long. Its product is annotated as ELP3 family histone acetyltransferase. Bases 1 to 369 code for a protein of 122 amino acids. Lineage: Eukaryota; Fungi; Ascomycota; Sordariomycetes; Glomerellales; Glomerellaceae. The record is from RefSeq and is a predicted model, not a curated record. The transcript is spliced from 2 exons.